Molecule: messenger RNA, 624 nt
Organism: Ilex paraguariensis (yerba mate)
Lineage: Eukaryota; Viridiplantae; Streptophyta; Magnoliopsida; Aquifoliales; Aquifoliaceae
Source: the annotation of a GenBank genome assembly
AUGAAGACUGACAAAGUUGAUGUUGUCCAAAGGAGGGUUAACCUUAUGGAAAAGGAAGGUGUGAAUUUUGUGGUCUAUGUUAAUGUAGGAAAAGAUCCUUUUUACUCAUUGGAUCGGCUUCGCCAGGAGAAUGAUGCUAUUGUUUUGGCGGACCUCCCUGUUCCUGGGCGCGAACUCACUGGAGUCCAUUUUGAUAUGGAGUUUCUUCACGCCAAUACUAAAAGCUUGCUUGAUAGCAAUCAUCAGGACGGUAAAUACAUCUCUGCAAAGGGCAAGAAGGUAGUGGUAAUUGGUGGAGGUGACACCGGCACAGAUUGUAUUGGGACAUCUAUCCGUCACAGUUGCAGUAGUAUUGUUAAUUUAGAGCUUCUCCCUGAGCCGCCACGAACCAGGGCUCCUGGCAACCCUUGGCCACAGUGGCCUCGCAUAUUCCGCAUAGAUUAUGGACACCAGGAAGCUGCUGCCAAAUUUGGCAAAGACCCAAAGUCCUAUGAGGUAUUGACUAAGCGGUUUGUUGGAGAUGAGAAUGGGGUUGUGAAAGGAUUGGAAGUGGUCCAUGUCCACUGGGAGAAGGAUGCUAGGGGGAGUUUCAAUUUAAGGAAGUUGAGGGCUCUGAGGAGAUGA